Messenger RNA from Adelges cooleyi (spruce gall adelgid), 2639 nucleotides. RefSeq names its product ubiquitin carboxyl-terminal hydrolase calypso (gene calypso). The transcript is spliced from 3 exons. Gene Ontology annotation, biological process: ubiquitin-dependent protein catabolic process; protein deubiquitination. Bases 76 to 1599 code for a protein of 507 amino acids. The record is from RefSeq and is a predicted model, not a curated record. Gene Ontology annotation, molecular function: cysteine-type deubiquitinase activity. Lineage: Eukaryota; Metazoa; Arthropoda; Insecta; Hemiptera; Adelgidae. Gene Ontology annotation, cellular component: cytoplasm.
AACUGCAGUAUUGAAUGAUAACAAAUUGUAUUAAAUCCAAAAUUCAAAUUGUUAUGUUAUGUUAAAUUUUCUAAAAUGCCUGUGGAUUUGCAUAGGCUAAUUCAAGGUUGGCUGGAACUAGAAAGUGAUCCAGGUUUAUUUACAUUGUUAUUAGAAGACUUUGGUGUAAAAGGCGUCCAGUUGGAAGAAAUUUAUGACCUUCAAAAACCUUUCAUGGAUGGUCCAGUUUAUGGUUUCAUAUUCUUAUUUCGAUGGAUUGAAGAGCGUCGUAGUCGCAGAAAAGUUGUUGAUCAAACAGAUAUAUUUGUUAAAGACGAUGAAGCUGUUAAUAGUUUAUUUUUUGCCCAGCAAAUGAUACCAAACAGUUGCGCUACUCACGCCUUAUUAUCGGUGUUACUCAAUUGCUCAGAUAUUCACCUCGGAGAGACAUUAGGACGACUCAAAGAACAUACAAGACUAAUGGAUCCUGAAAAUAAAGGAUGGGCUAUUGGUAAUACACCCGAAUUAGCACGAGCUCAUAAUUCUCACGCUAUGCCAAAAAGUAGACCACGUAUGGACAAAACACCAGGCCUAACAACUGGACGAUUUACUGGUGAAGCAUAUCAUUUUGUUAGUUAUGUACCUAUUAAUGGUCACUUAUACGAGUUAGAUGGUCUCAAACCUUAUCCUAUGGAUCAUGGACCUUGGGCUGAAGGAGAAGAUUGGACUGAAAAAUUUAGACGAGUAAUAAGUGACCGUUUAGGUGCUGCUGCUGACUAUAGUGAUAUAAGGUUUAAUUUAAUGGCCGUAGUCCCAGACAAGCGAAUAGCUAUAACACACAAAUUAAACAUGCUUAAGACAAAUAGACAGAUUGUCUUGGAAGCAUUGCAACAGCUUGUACUUGUUGAUGACUAUGGAAAAAAACGAAAAAGCAGUGAAAAUGAUUUAUCUCCAAGUAAAUGUGUUAAAAAAGAUGUUUCUCCUAUUCCUAGUACUUCAAAAGAUUUUAAUGAUGAAAAAACAUGUCCAGAAUCUAGUAAUAUUGUGGUAAUACGAGUUCAAUCAUCUAACAGCGGCCUUGAAGGUGAAGGAGAUCAAAAAGACAUAAAAAAUGUUUGCUUAGAAGCAGGAGCUAUGCCACGAGGUUGGGAAACUCCAUCCAGUCAUUCUAAAGACAAAGAACUAGAAAGUAAUCAAACAUCAGAAUGUGUUAUGAAGGCUAACCAUACAUUUGCUCCUAAAGAUUUAUUGGCCUUGGCUAAAAAUUUAGAACUAGAAAUAAGUAUGAGUGAAGGUAUAUUACGUGAAGAAAAUGAAAAACGCAAUAAAUAUAAAAUAGAUGAUUGUAGACGAACUCAUAAUUAUGAUCAGUUUAUUUGCACAUUUUUAACAAUGUUGGCUCAGAAAGGCAUAUUAGCUGAUUUAGUACAACAACAUUUAGGAACACAAAAAAAAAACUCAAAUGCACAACUUUCAUUAUCUGUACAAUCACAAUCUGGAAAUCAAAUUCAAAUGAAAUCUAAAAGUAACAAAUCAAAUUCCAAAAAUAGUACUACAACUACGGCAACAAGACUUAGGAAAAAACGCAAAACUACUGCCAAAAAAGGCCGUAAGUCAUGACAGGUCAUAAUUUUAAAUGAAAAGUAUUUUUCACUUCGGUAGGACAUCUUGUUAGAGGAUAUAAAAGAAGGUAUUUAAAAAUUGAACAGGGAAACAUUUUGAUCAUACUAAUUUAUGUGCUGAUACUUUAAUAUUAUCUGGAGUUUACUAAUUCAUUUUGGUAUCUACUAAUUCUAUGUGUUCUUUAUAUUAUUAAGUAUUUUUAGUCAUUACUAAAUUUUUAUUACAGCUGAAGUGGAGUACAAAAUAUGUCAGAUAAGUGUAUACCAUAAAACUUUUUAAAUAACAAUAAAAAAAACUACUAAUAAGAUCUUUAACUAUUUUUCAUUGUAAUGGGACAUUUAUACAUAAACAGUAAUUUUUAAUUAGGCCAUAAACGAAGUCAAUACAGUUUUUAAAUUUUAACUAUUAUUAGGUAGUAGAUAGUCCAUUCAUUUAUUGGCAUGGUCAAAAUUUCCCUUGCUCAAGUCUUUAAAUAAACUACCCAACUAUUAUAUCCUUAUAAAAAUAGUGUCACCGAAGGCCUUGAUACACCAAAUAUAUUAUAUUGUUAGCCUAUUGUUAUUUUGAUACAAUCAUCACAGUUGAUAUUUGUUAUCUAUUUAUAUAUUUUUUAUAAAUUUAUACUAUUUUAGAAAUUUAAUUGUAAGAUAAAGCAAUUAAUUAUUUUUAGUUGAUUACAAAAUACUACUAUGUAGAUACCAGAGUUUAUUUAAAACUCUAUGCGAUAAAAAAACAAAUUAUAUUAUUUUAGGAACUCAAUAACUGAGACAUUCUAUGUUGAAAGGGCAUGUAGCGUACACAGUGGCCAGUGCUAGCUAUACCUAAGUUCUAACCCCUUUUAUACAAUGAAUGUCUCAGUCAUCCAUAAAGACUAUUAUAAGGAUAAUAAUUGGAUAUCAAAUUUUUUACUCUUUAUUGUAAAUAAUUUUUAUAAUUGGAUCUCAUAAAGUCCGAAAUAAUGGACACUUUAAAUUCUUUUUUCUUUCCUUCUUUUUUUAUGAUUUUUUUAUUUAUUUAUAUAUUAUAUUUAUUGAACA